Molecule: messenger RNA, 2156 nt
Organism: Amphibalanus amphitrite
Lineage: Eukaryota; Metazoa; Arthropoda; Thecostraca; Balanomorpha; Balanidae
Product: mitochondrial nicotinamide adenine dinucleotide transporter SLC25A51-like
Exons: 4
Coding region: 512-1375 (287 amino acids)
Source: RefSeq, a predicted model, not a curated record
AUUUUACACUUGAGUUGAAGACUGCUAAAAACUGGCUAUAACCUCACCAAUUAGAGACACCAGAGGAACGACAGCAGCGAAUCAACAACACAGAUAACGCAAAAGCAAAAAGUUUGCAAUGUGGAGCGAACAGAAGAAGAAGUGAGGACCAGUGAGGACUAUAUCGAAGUGUAUUUAAUUUUCCAUUUAACUACCGAAAUUUUGUCCGAGUGACAGAUGAUAGGGCUUAUGCGUUACAGUUAUAAACCGAGAGGGCAUCGUUCAUUGUUGGUACAAUAUUUUAUCCCUGGGGGGUUCAAGUUUAAUUAGUUUCUCGGUUUGUCUUUGCCCUUGCAAAUAAGAAUGUGACUUAUUUCCCUCCCGAUUUCCGCGAUUGAUGAGGCAUUUGCUAGACAUUCAAGUUUGGAUUUCCAAUAGCCAAAGCUAUCAACCAUUUGCUUGUCAUAGCCGUAUUGUAAAGUAGGUGCAGCGACGCUGGAGCGGAGGCCAGCCGGCCCGCCGCCGCAGUGCCAUGAGCUCGCUGGGGCCGGACCGGCCGUGCGAGGCGCGCCCGCUGGUGGCGCCCGGACGAGAGUUCUUCUGUGGCUGGGGCGCCGCCUUCAUCAACAUCACAAUCACCUUCCCAAUCAACAAAGUCAUGUUCCGACAGAUGCUGCACGGCGUCAGCAUGUGGUCGGCACUGGGCCAGCUCAGAGGAGAGGGCAUGUUCUUCCUCUACCGCGGCAUCCUGCCGCCCCUCUUCCAGAAAACAGUCUCUGUCUCACUGAUGUUCGGCAUGUACGACCAGUACCAGCGCACGCUGCGCCGCUCGGCGCCGCGGCUGCACCCGGUCCUCGCAGACAUGAGCGCCGCCGCGCUGGCCGGCGCCAGCGAGGCGCUCCUGACGCCCUUCGAGCGGCUGCAGAUUCUGAUGCAGGACCGGCACUACCACGAGCGGUUCGCCAACACGUGGCACGCGGCGCGCCAGCUGCGCACCUUCGGCCUGGCCGAGUACUACCGCGGCUUGGUGCCCAUCCUGCUCCGCAACAGCGCCAGCAACGUGCUCUUCUUCGGCCUGCGCGAGCGGCUCAAGGCGGCCGCGCCGCACGACGGCGGCCGCGCCUCCUCGGCCGCCUGGGACUUUGCGUGCGGCGCUCUGAUCGGUGCCUUCAUCUCGACCGUCAUGUACCCGCUGAACGUGGUCAAGACGCACAUGCAGAGCCGCGUGGGCGGCCCGUUCGCCGGCGUGCUGGCCACCACGGCCGAACUGUACCGGGCGCGCGGCCGCAGCGUGCGCGCCCUCUUCCGCGGCGUGCACAUCAACUACACGCGCUCGCUCAUCAGCUGGGGCAUCAUCAACAGCACGUACGAGCUGCUCCGGUCGCACUUUGUGUAAGGCCGGCCGGCCGGCGGAGGCCCGGGCCACCGGAGUCCGGCUGUGGCACGGCGGCGGGACGGCGCAGCUGCCGACCGGCUGGCUCCGGGCCGCCGGACGUGGCGCACGGCCAUCCCAGCCGCCCCUCUACUUACCUCAGCGACAGCCGCGCCGGGCCGCACGGCCUCGCAGCGUGUACUGCGCGGCUCGGGUCACCGAACCGGCCUUAAAGCCGCCGCCCCCCCCCCCCCCACUGCCUGCUGUCUAUCGAGACCCGUGCUAGAAUCGGACUGGGCCCGGGCCGACCAAUGCCAGUGGGGCGGCGCCCCCCAACCCUUCUCCUGACCGCCGUACACAGGGAGCCCCGCGCUGCCCGCACCAGCUAGUCAUUGAUAGUAGCCGGCGCCGCCUCCGCGGGCUCGACCGGAGCAGUAUUGAGGCGGCCGGGCGGGGCCGAGAGACGCUGUUUUCAGCGGCCGGCCGGCCGGCCGGCGCGCGGUGGCCGAGCUGAGGUUUUAUCUCCGGGUGACUGGCCGCUGCCUUGUGAUGUGAUAUGGCCGCGUGCAAUGAUGGUGCUCUGUGUGAGUGACGUGACGACCCUGCAUGCCAUGUAGUGGGCGAUAGUCGGCGUGAGCCUGUAGUAGGACUUAAGACUAAUGUCAACUCUGCAGAGGCGCCGUGUAGGCCGUUUUCGGUGGGAUAAUCGCAACACGUCGUAAUGUUGACUGCUUAUGAAUGUCGUUCACUCAAAUGUCGGAGGGUUUGUAUUCACAACGAAAUAAAAUGGUGACGCUUACGUAAA